Daktulosphaira vitifoliae (grape phylloxera) is the source of this 3060-nucleotide messenger RNA. RefSeq lists its product as uncharacterized. Gene Ontology annotation, biological process: DNA integration. Bases 1 to 3060 code for a protein of 1019 amino acids. NCBI's taxonomy places the organism in Eukaryota, Metazoa, Arthropoda, Insecta, Hemiptera, Phylloxeridae. The record is from RefSeq and is a predicted model, not a curated record. The transcript is spliced from 5 exons. Gene Ontology annotation, molecular function: nucleic acid binding.
AUGGAGGCAUUUGACCCAAGCGACGACGACUGGGAAUCUUAUAUGGAAAGAUUCGACAUAUUUGUAACGUGCAAUAAUAUAGUGACAGCGAAACAAGUUCCAACAUUGUUGGCAGUAGUAGGUAAAAAUACAUAUAAAAUACUAAAAGACUUAUGCACGCCUAAAAAGCCGGAUGAACUGACUUACAAACAAAUUAAAGAAAAGUUAGGAUCAUAUUUUGACCCAAAACCACAUUUCAUAUCUGAAAGAAUCAAAUUUAAUAACAGGACUCAACAGAAAGGGGAAAGCAUCCAGCAAUAUGUUAGAGAGCUAAAAAAACUAUCCAAUCACUGCAAUUUUGGAAAUACACUUGUUGAACACCUAAGAGACCGAUUAGUAAGCGGUGUAAAAAGUGAAAAACUUAAACGUCGUUUUAGAUUAUUAAAAGAGGAAGACCUAACUUUUGAUAAUGCGUUAAAAGAAGCAUUACAAGAGGAGUUAGCAGAUAAAGAUACAGAUGGACGAAGCGAAAUAGAAGAACUCAACUAUAUAAAAAAUGAAAGGUACAAGCUACAAAGUAAUUCAAACAAUGUAAACCAGUGGAAUACCAAAAAACAGUUUUACAUUAGGAAAAAUGAAAAUAAUGUGAACAAUAUGAAAAAAGGACUUUGCUCGUGUUGUGGAAGAAACAAUCACACAUUCUCACAAUGCAGGUACAAGGAGUAUUCGUGCAACAUAUGUAAAAAGGUUGGUCAUUUAUCUUAUGUUUGUAGAAAUAAGAAACCAAAGAAAAUAAAUUAUAUGUCUGAGGUGAAAGUAAGCAAUAGCAAAGAAAGUGAUGAUAGUAUGGAUGAAGCUGUACCACUAGCAUUAAAAAACAAAAUUGAACUUGAAUUAGACAGAUUGGAAAAAGAGGGUAUAAUCAAUAAAGUCAAAUAUAGUGAUUGGGGAACACCAAUAGUACCAAUAGUUAAACCAUCAGGUGAUAUAAGAAUAUGUGGAGAUUAUAAAGUAACUGUAAAUCCUUAUAUUAAAGUAGAAAGAGCCCCUGUUCCAAUUAUAGAAGAGUUAAUGGUUGGAAUUAAAACGGGAGGGAAGUUUUCGAUCAUAGAUCUAAGCCAAGCAUACUUACAAUUCAGUUUAGAAGAAAAAUCAAAAGAGUUAACGGCCAUAAGCACGCAUAAAGGUGUUUAUGUGUACAACAGAGUUCCAUUUGGUAUAAAUGCAUCAGUUGGAAUAUUUUUAAAUAGAUUUAGUGAAAAGCUUAAACACAUUAAUAACAUUAAAAUAUAUUUUGAUGAAAUAUUAAUAUUUGGGGAUAAUGAGCAAGAACAUUUGAAAGCCCUAGAGGAAGUAUUAACUUUAUUAAAGAAGAUGAAUUUAACAGUACGGAAGGAAAAAUGCUACAAAGACGGGUGCAAGCAAGAUCCAGCUAAGAUCAAAGCUAUUACUCAAAUUCCAAAUCCAAAAAACAAAAAACAUUUGCAAGCUUUUUUUGGAUUGAUUAACUAUUAUAGGAAGUUUAUACCUAACUUAGCAACCAUUCAAGCACCACUUACCAAUUUAUUGAGAAAAAAUACCAAAUUUAAUUUUAAUAAUAACUGUGUGAAGGCGUUCAAUCAAAUCAAAGAAGAGAUAACAUCAGACAGGGUCCUAAAGCAUUUUGAUCCAAAACUACCAAUUAUAUUAACGUGUGACGCAUCAACUUAUGGACUUGGCGCUAUAUUAUCACAAGUCAAUGAAAAACAACAAGAGCACCCUAUAGCGUUUGCUUCAAGAACUCUGAAUAUUGCUGAGAAAAAUUAUAGCCAAAUAGAUAAAGAAGCCUUAGCAAUUAUAUUUGGUAUCCACAAAUUUAACAAUUUUGUAUAUGGAAAUAAAUUUACAAUAAGAUGUGAUUGUAAACCGUUAAUCAGCAUUUUUGGAUCUAAAAAAGGAAUUCCAACAACGACAGCAUCGAGACUACAAAGGUAUGCUUUAUUCUUAACAAAUUAUGAUUUUGAUAUACGGUUCACCAAAUCCGCAAGCAACAGUGCUGACGUCUUAUCCAGAAUGCCACUCAAAGUAGAAAAAGCAAAUACACCAGAAAUAACAUACUUACACUAUAUAGAUGAAAUGAGAAUCAUGGAUGCUGCUUUAGUGAAGACAGAAACAAAUAAAGACCCGAUAUUAAGUAAGGUAAAAUACUAUAUACAAUAUGGGUGGCCUGAACAAGUGCAAAAAGAAUUAGAACCAUUUAAACUAAGAAAAGAAUUAUUAAACUUGGAGCAAGAAAUCAUUAUAUGGGGUCACAGAGUAGUAAUACCAGAGACACUCAGAGAUAAAAUGCUAAAGGAACUCCAUCAAAAUCAUUUAGGCAUAGUUAAAAUGAAGUCUAUUUCAAGAAUGCACAUAUGGUGGCCUGGCAUCGAUAAAGACAUUGAGAGCACAGCAGGAAAAUGUGGAAAAUGCAUGAAUGUGAGAUCAAUGCCUAAAAAAACAUCUCUACAUACAUGGGAAUGGCCAGAAAGACCUUGGCAAAGGUUACAUGCUGAUUUUUUAGGACCAUUUAAGGGUAGCUUAUUUUUAGUUAUUGAAGAUGCAUACUCAAAAUGGAUAGAAGUAUUUCAAGUACCAUCAACAGCAGCUCAAUAUACCAUCAACAAGUUUAGAGAGCUAUUCGCUAGAUUUGGUAUAGCAGAAUAUUUAGUUACAGACAAUGGACCACCAUUUUUAUCUUUAGAGUUUAAAGAAUUUUUAGCUAAAAAUGGUAUUAAACAAAGAACAUCAUCACCAUACCAUCCACAAAAAAGUCCUGCUACAUUAUUAUUUGGAAGGAAUCUUCGUAACAGGUUUGAUUUAAUUAAACCUAAUAUUCGAAGUACAGUAUGGGAAAAUCAAGAAAAACAAAAGACCAAUAAAACAGUUAGACAUUUUGAUAUUAAUGAAAAAGUUCUAGUAAGGAAAUAUACAGGAGAGAAAUGGACAAAAGGAAAAAUUAUAAAAAUAUUGGGAAAUGUCAUGUAUCUUGUGGAACUACCAAGUGGUGUUACUUGGAAGAGACAUGCCAACCAAAUUCAGAAAUGCUCUGCUCUUUUGUAG